Molecule: messenger RNA, 1301 nt
Organism: Ananas comosus (pineapple)
Lineage: Eukaryota; Viridiplantae; Streptophyta; Magnoliopsida; Poales; Bromeliaceae
Product: zinc finger protein HD1-like
Exons: 2
Coding region: 126-1058 (310 amino acids)
Biological process (GO): regulation of flower development
Cellular component (GO): nucleus
Molecular function (GO): zinc ion binding; protein binding
Source: RefSeq, a predicted model, not a curated record
CUUGAGUGACUCACCCGUAGUAAAAUAGCUGUGUUUUCAUGCUAGAUAUAUUGUAAAAUACCCGUAGUAGUGAUUUGUUCGAGGAGGAGGGAGAGCUAGGAGAGCUACAAAGCAUCCGCCGCCCGAUGGAGGCGGCAGCGGCAGCGGCAGCGGGAGCGGAGAGUGGGCCGGUCGCUCUGCCGUUCGAUUCACACAGGCUGGCGUACCUGUGUGCUGCAUGCUACGCACAGCUGCACGUUUCGCGAUGCGUGUGCGAGGCCUGCGAGCGCGCCAUCGCUGCUGUCGACUGCCGAGCCGAUGACGCUGCGCUCUGCGCCGACUGCGACGUGCAGGUGCACUCCGCAAACACCCUCGACUGCCGCCAACACCGCUUCCCUGCGUUCCCCCUCUCCGCUGCAGCAGCAGAAGCCUUUUGUGAUGAGGAGCUAGAACUGGAGGCUGCAGCAGCCGGGUCGUGGCCGCUCCUCGAUGAGAACUACUACAACGACGAUGCCGGCGAUGCAGGAUUGCCUCCGUACGGAGAGGUUGACGAGUAUUUGGAUCUUGCGGAGCACGACUACGAUCUGUUCUACAACCAGACGCAAGAGGAUCGGCGAUGGCCCGUGAGCUGCGACGAGAACGAAGCGCGCGAGUGCGAGGUUCCUUCGCAGCCGCAGCUGCGGCGUGAGGCUUCGAAUUGUAAAGCAGGGUCCGGUUACACAGCUUCCUACAGUAGCAGCGUAUCUUUCUCCUCAAUGGAAGCGAUUGCUGUACCAGAUACUACCUUGUCAGAUACCACAAAUUCCUAUCUCCUGCACUGCAAAGGAACCAUAGACCUCUUCUCCGGCCCAUCGCUUCAAUUACCCUUGCAUUUCAAAUCGGUGGAUAGAAAAGCACGGGUACUCAGAUACCGAGAGAAGCGGAAGACGAGGAAGUUCGAGAAGACGAUACGGUACGCAUCGAGGAAGGCCUACGCGGAGUCCCGACCACGAAUCAAGGGCCGGUUCGUCAAGAGAUCGGAUCUGGCGCUCAAAGUGGAUAAGAUUGAUGUUUUCUCCUAUUGUGACAUUCCAUGGUAAUUACGGCGUCGCGCGAGCCAUCGUUUUAGUUCUAAAGAAGAGAAAUAUAAUUCUAUGUUUUGACACUUGAUCUUAGUGGCGCGCAUGUUCCUAUUAGCAAACUUUUCAACCUAGCAUUGUGGAUAAUGCUAGAGCCUAGAAUUAUGUACUACUUCUAACUCCUUUUGUCUUAACUAAGGGUGAAAGAAUAAAAAGAGCUAUACCACUUUUGCUCAGAGAAAAUUUUGUAUUUGCACCUACCAA